AUGGAUCAGCUUGACCAGAACUUGCAGCGACCGUCAGGUAGGCAGCUGUCAAGCACACAACUGGGAACCGGAUCUUCUCCUACCUUUUCACCGUCGACCAAUUCAACUCCUCCUCCAUCUCCAAUCUCAACCGCCGGCCCGGCUGUCCUCUCCUCUUCUGUCUGCCUACCUCAUCUUCAAUCUCAAUUGCAGGCUCAGACGACACCGGCUAAGCAAGCCUCUCAAAUCCCCGUCAGAGAGACACUUGCCGACAGAGCAUUAGGCAAGACGACAGAAUUUCUACCUUCCAAUUAUUCCGCCACUUUUCAGUCAACAUCACCGAAUGUGGAAGGUACAGCGACGAUUCCGUUUGGUGUGGAGUCGAGCCUUAAGGAGGGCAGAAUGGUUCAGAUUAAUCAGCCACCCGAAGCUGGAGACAAAAUGAUGUGCAAAAGGAGUACAGCCAACCAAAUGUCCAAUUAUGCCACACCCGCUUCGUGCACAGGCCUCCGAGAGGCGGCAGAUCCGAACAGAACCGCUGAAACAGUGCCUCGACGGCGGCGCAUUCUGCCAGACAACCCGCCCCAGCGACAAGGCUUUUCAGGCAAUCUGACAUUGAGCUAA
This is a messenger RNA of Protopolystoma xenopodis, 603 nucleotides long. The record is from the annotation of a GenBank genome assembly. Lineage: Eukaryota; Metazoa; Platyhelminthes; Monogenea; Polystomatidea; Polystomatidae.